CUCGACCGAUAACAUGGGGAGGAAGCGGACGCGUGACGGAGCAGCCAAGGCGUCGCCUGCAGCGACCCGGUCAAGGAAGGAGAAGCGGCAUGCGCGGAAGAAGGGCAUUGUGGAGGAGCCGGUUAUGUCGGACUCGAGCUCGGCGAGCCCUGCCCCAGAGGUGGCGUCGUCUGAUGGCGAGGAGGAUGGCGAUCAGGAUGGGGCGGCGUCGGCCUCGUCGGUGGGCUCUGUCGACUCGGAGCUGGCCAUUGAGGAGGGAGCGGGCCUGAGCCUUGCAGAGACGAUGGAGGUGGUGCGGGCACGUGCUGAGGCUGAGGCUGCCGAGGGCGUCGAGUCUGGCGACGACGACCUGGUUCACCCGUCCAAGAAGGUCAAGCGGAUCGCUGGCACGGCCCACCCGCGCAAGGCCAACACACUGUGGACGACGCCCAAGUACCGCAACAAGCAGCGGACGCUCGUCUUUGGCACCCGCGGCCUCACCACUCGCUUCCGCCACCUGCUCAACGACCUCCGCCUCCUGCUCCCGCACUCGAAGAAGGAGGUCAAGAUGGACGCCAAGGAUAAGCUCUACAUCAUCAACGAGAUUGCCGAGCUCAAGGCAUGCAACUCGUGCAUCUUUUUUGAGGCCCGCAAGGGCCAGGACCUGUACCUCUGGAUCUCGCGCAUCCCGCACGGCCCCUCGGUCAAGUUCCAUGUCCUCAACAUCCACACCCUCGACGAGCUCAAGCUGACCGGCAACGCCCUCCGCGGCUCGCGCCCGGUUCUCUCCUUUGACGCCGCCUUUGACGAGCUUCCGGCGCUCAAGCUGCUCAAGGAGAUCUUCAUCCAGGUCUUUGGCACGCCUAACCGCCACCCCAAGUCCAAGCCGUUUGUCGACCACGUCCUCAACUUUGCCUACAUCGACGGCAAGAUCUGGUUCCGCAACUAUCAGAUGUUCGACGAGCAGAAGACUGCCCGCGACGCCGACCUCAAGCUGGUCGAGAUCGGCCCGCGCAUGGUCCUCAACAUUGUCCGCAUCUUUGACGGCUCGUUCUGCGGCGCUACGCUGUACGAGAACCCCAACUACGUCUCGCCCAACCUCGCCCGCCAUAUCCGCCGCAAGCAGACCGCCCAGCGCCAGCACAACCGCUCGCGCAACGCCAAGGAGCUCCGCCGCAAGAACAACAUCAUCUACCAGCCCGAGUACAACGAGCUGGCUGACGUCUUUGCCUAA
Molecule: messenger RNA, 1213 nt
Organism: Thecamonas trahens ATCC 50062
Lineage: Eukaryota; Apusomonadida; Apusomonadidae
Product: brix domain-containing protein 2
Exons: 1
Coding region: 14-1213 (399 amino acids)
Biological process (GO): rRNA processing; ribosomal large subunit assembly
Cellular component (GO): nucleolus
Molecular function (GO): rRNA binding
Source: RefSeq, a predicted model, not a curated record